AUGCCGGCGCUCUCCUCGUACAACUCAUCAGCCGACUCAUCCAGACAUUCAAUUGGCUCUGCAUAUGAUACCAGUUCAUCACGAGUGGGAACCGGGACGUCCAGAUGGGACAGAGGCUCCUCUCGUUUGGACACACUCUCCACCAGAUUAGAUACAACUCCCGCUCGACGAGAGAGUGAUUUCGACACAUCUUCAGCAUUCAGAACAUCUUCGGGAACCUCUCGACUGGAGAGGACCUCAAGAUAUUCACUGCAAGACUCAUCCGAUUUGGACGCACCGGCCUCUCGUUGGGGCCGAACCACGACUACUACUUCACGAUUCAUAACAGACACCGAUUCAGACACCGGACCCUUCAGUAGACGAGAGUCUCGCACUUCACGACUAAUAAGUGACUCGUCUUUGGAUUUGGACACCUCUUCCUCCAGAUAUGACCGAACCUCUAGAAUAUUAAGAGAAUCUAUUGAUUCUGAAGUGACGCCAUCGUCAAGAUAUGAGACCAGGAAGUCAUCCAGAAUUUUGACAGAAUCUCCAGAAGUAGACACUACCUCUCGAUGGGAUAGAACCUCAACCCGAUUUGGCACAGAAUCGCCUGAAUUUGAGUCAUCGACCACCAGAUAUGACAAAAAAUCUUCACGUUUAGUGUCAGUGUCUUCAGACAUAGACGAACCAUCGACCAGAUAUGAUAGGAGUUCCAGAUAUACCACCGAUUACUCCACUGAAUUAGAUGCCGGGUCUCCCAAAUGGGAUACAGAAUACUCGAGUCAAUACAAUCGUUGGGAUUCAGCCGUCUCUCGAUUAGACCGACAGUCCUCCAGAGUGUCGACCGAUUCAACCGAUUUAGACACUGGAGUCCCAGGAUAUGAUAGCCGUUCCACUCGUUUGGAUCGUCAAACGUCUCGCACAUCUGAAGCCGGCUCUGAAUCGUCUCGUUCUGAAAGACGAUCUAAAUAUGAGUCUUCAUAUGGAUUAACACAACAGUCCGAUGCAGACAAUGAAUCCUCUGGUUUAGUGCGGACCACGUCUGGGAUUAUUAGGGGAAAGGCUUUACGAGAAACAACAGACUCGGAAGUGGACUCCACUCCAAGUAAACCGAAAGUCAAAAAGACUAUAAAAUCUGUUUCUCAAUCAGAGGGUCAGACGGCAACUCUUGAGUGUGAAAUCUCUGGAUACCCAACACCUUCUGUUCAAUGGCUUAAAGAAAAUAAAAUUAUCUCCAAUGAAGAUCGCUUUGAGACGAGAUCUAAUGGAAACAAACACUAUCUUAUCAUAAAUGAUUUGAAACCUGAAGACGUUGGUCUCUAUACAGUGGCCGCCACUAACACUUUGGGUACAUCAUCAUCGAGUGCUGCCAUUAAUGUCUUACCCGGCGUGAGUAGUCCGACGUUUGACUCGAGACCUACCAGUCCCGGCGGUUCAUUCUUACCCCGAGCGCCAAAGUUUAAGGUUAAGCUCAAAGACACAGAACUAUUGGAUGGGACGACAGUUCGCUUCGAACUAGUAGUGCGAGGAAUGCCUAUCCCUACCGUCUCUUUUUAUAAAGACAACGAACCAUUAAAAGAAGACAAAAGAAUCAAAAUUUUAUUUGAAUCGAAAGAAGUCUUCGAAUUAAUGAUAGAUCACAUCACCGAAGAAGACGCCGGUCUUUACAAAUGUGUGGCCAUUAAUAGUGAGGGAAAGGAUGAGACUUCUGGUAGAAUAACAGUGACGAUUAACGAUUGCUUCCCAAACAAAACAGAACACAAAGACGUCUUCCCCGGUAUCGAAGACGAGCCAUCCGUCGACUUCACAAAAGCCGAUUCAUUAAGUCCCAGAUCGCGGUCACCGGUAUUCAAAUGGUUCAAAGAUGGCAAAGAGUUUGAGGCGUCGGAGCGCUUUCAGGUGCAGUUCGACGACGAAGAGGACACCAUUACUCUGGUCUUUCAACACGUGAAGCCUGAAGACGCAGGUCUGUAUACAUGUGCCGCUUCGACCAGUAGUGGAAAGAUAUCAUGCAGUGCUGAAUUGACAGUUCAAGGACUCCUCAACCAAUUGCCCAGAGAUCCCAUUCCCCCCACCAUUAAGCUAGCGAUGGCCGACGUGGAGGUUAGUGAAGGCGCGUCGGCUAUGCUUGAGGCCAAAGUGGCCGCUUAUCCCCGGCCGCAGAUCCGGUGGUAUAGGGGCCGAGAGCUUAUUGAGAGCUCCGAGAGGUAUAAAUUCCUGUAUGAAGACGAGGAAAGUUAUACUCUUGUGAUUAAAAAUACCAAAAAAGAAGACGAAGGGAUGUAUAGAGUCGUAGCCAUCAAUGACUUGGGAGAGGUGGACACCAGCGCUAAACUAACGGUGAAUGUGUCGCCGAGGUUUAGGAGACAAAUGAGAGACCAGUCGGUGAUGACCGAUGAGUGUCUCAAACUUGAGGUUGAGAUCGACGCCAAUCCGACGCCAGACGUCAAGUGGUUUAAAGACGGCCAACAGAUUAAGGAAAAGAAGGGAAUUAAGAUAUUGAGUGACACCGAGAGAAGUGUUUAUAACUUAAUGAUUGAAAAAGUGAAGAUUGAAGACUCCGGGAACUACUCGUGCGUCGCCACCAAUGAGUUGGGACAACAGACUUCCUAUAAUAUCGUUACAGUCAAUGGUCCUCCAGUUUUCAAGAGUAAACUGGAAAAUGUUGAGAUAGUGGAGGGCCAGAGAGCGGAACUGGCGGUUACUGUUGGGGGUUAUCCCAAACCUAACGUUAAAUUUACUAAAAAUGAGAAACAAGUGAAAGAGGACUCGAGGGUUAAGGUGACCGAAGACAAAGAGGGAUCUUUUAAGUUAGUCAUUAAUGAAAGCUCUUCAUUGGAUUCGGGAAAAUAUAAAUGUAUUGCAAGUAACGAAUGGGGAGAAGAGACCAGUGAAGCCGAGCUUACCAUCAAAAAGAGUUCAAUGAAACCUAAUUUCAUUAAAAAAUUACGCGACUCUGAGGCUAAGGAUGGAGACCAACAAAUUGAGUUCAACGUUCAAGUCGAGGGAAUUCCCAAACCGGAGAUCAAAUGGUUCCGCGAAGGGCUUGAGAUUAAGGAAAGGGAUGGCUUUAAGUAUGUGAUCGACGACGAGAAUCAGAGCUAUACUUUGAUUAUCCCAAAAGUGAGCGGUGAAAGUGCCGGUAGCUAUAAAUGCGAGGCUCAUAACAGUGAGGGAUCGGCACAAACCAGUGGUGUGUUGACAGUGAAUACUUCGCCCAAAUUCAUCAAAAAGCUCGAAGAUAUUUCAGUCAAUGAGGAAGAAGAGGUACGGCUUGUGGUGAAAGUGGUCGGUUGUCCGACUCCUUCCGUCAAAUGGUUUAAAGACGAAACUCGAAUCGAAACCAACGACAGACGACUUCGAUAUGAAGAAGCAUCUAAUGAAUACACUUUGCAUUUGAGUAACACUUCGGCUGAAGACAAAGCAGUUUAUAAAGUGAUUGCAGAGAAUGUCUUCGGAAAGUGUGACACAACAGGAAAACUCAACGUCUCGUUAAACGCCACAAAACCAAUCUUCACUACAAAGUUGUCUGAUAGGGAAGCACUUGAAAACGAGACAAACAUAGAGUUUUCGGUAACAACGGAUUCGCAGACAACUAAGCCUACAAUCAAGUGGUUUAUUGACGAAACAGAAAUCACAGAAAGUGAUAAACGUUAUAAACUGGUGGUUGACCAACAGAAGGACGCAUACAAAUUGGUCAUAAAGUCAGCGACUGAGGAAUCUGUCGGUCAGUACAAGUGUUUGGCCACCAAUUCUUCGGGCAGUGCUGAGACUAGCGCUAAGUUUACUGUCGUUACGAAACCGAAGUUCAUUAAAGGCUUAGAGGACGUGGAGGCCAACGAAGGCGAGACCGUCGCCAUGACUGUCAAAGUGAAGGGUUCGCCCGAACCUGAGGUCAAGUUCUUGAAGGACGGGCGCGACGUAUCGGCGGAAGCGACGGUUGUCAUCAAAAAGGAAAUCGACGACAUCUACAUCUUGGAGAUCGAGAAUAUCCGCAUUAUUAUGAGUGGAGAAUACCAGUGCCAUAUCAAGAACACAGCCGGCGAGGCCUUCAGCAAAGGAACGGUUAUCGUAAACAGUAAACCAAAGUUCGUGAAGGACUUAGAAGACAAGGAAUCGGCCGCCUCUGAGAACGUGGUGCUCGAAGUGGUGGUGACGGGUAGUCCGACUCCAGAGAUCACGUGGUUUAAAGACGGGAAGCGAGUGGACGGAACUGAGCGCGUGAUACUGGAGUCCCGCGAAGAGGUGUUUAAAUUGAAGUUAGACAACGCAUCAGUCGACGACUCCGGGGUCUAUAAGUGCAGAGCGAGGAAUAAGUCCGGAGAAGUGGACUCCAAUGUUGCCAAAGUCAAUGUGAACGAAGGCGAUAGAGCGCCGGUAUUUGUCAAACACAUCGCUGACUCGAAAGUAGUUGUCGGCGAAGACGUUAGAUUUGAGACCAAAGUGGAGGCCAAACCCGAACCACAGGUCGUAUGGAGUAAAAACGGAGUGCAACUCAAGCCGAGUAACAAGAUUGAGAUGAGAGAGACGGCCGAAAAUACAUACGAAUUAGUCUUAAAAGACUUAGAGGUCGAAGACUCCGGAGAUAUACUGUGCAGAGCGGAGAACAGUAAAGGACAGGCGACAGACAGAGCGAGGCUCACAGUGCAGGAACCCGAAUCGCCGACAAUCGUAAGUUUGUCGGACGUGUCUGUCGUUGAGGAAAGUGCAGCUAAACUGGAGGCCAACAUCACGGGUACCCCGAAGCCAGUCGUCAAUUGGUAUAAAGACGGCGAACCGAUUGCCGACGAUCUAGUGUUUAGUGAACCGGAGAAUGACUUGUAUUGGAUUCAACACAACUCUGUCACUGAAGAGUUGUGCGGCAAAUACGUGUGCAACGCAUCCAACAGUGUCGGCGACGCUCAACAAUCGGUCCAACUGUCCAUCAGUGGUCGCAGACCUAAAUUUACCCGUGAAUUGGAUGACAUCAUAACGAUGUCCGUUGGGAAAGAGAAAGGAAAGUUGGUUUUGGGACAAAACGCGGUGUUUGAGGCCGAAGUGGUGGGUAUUCCGACCCCUAAAGUCCAGUGGAUUAAAGAUGGCGUCCAAAUGGUUCCCAGCGAUCGGAUUACCAUUAAUAAUGUGGAACAUAACUACACGUUGGAGAUCAAGACUCUCGCCCGGAACGAUGUGGCCCAGUAUGUGUGCAAAGCUGUCAACCCUCACGGCGAGGCCAAGAGUGUGUGUCUCUUGAAAUUCCAGGACACACCCCAUCCCCCGAUCGUCAAGAAAGAGUUGCCGAAGACUGUGACCGUCGAAGAAGGUACUCGAAUGUGUCUCGUGGCUCAAGUAGACGGCGAACCCAUACCUUCCACACAAUGGACCAAAAAUGGCGAACCAAUCAAACCGUCGGAUGACUGCAAGAUUGUGGACCGACCCGACGGAACUACAUCUUUGAUUGUGGAGAGCGUGAGUCCACAACAUUCGGGCGAAUACGCCGUCAAAGCCAUCAAUCUUAAGGGAGAAGUGAUUACAUCGACGGCAGUGAGUGUCGAACCGCCAAAACGGAAGCCAUCUUUCGAUAAAGAAUUACCGAAACAAAUGAUUUUAGAAGAGAAGCAAUCGUUGAAUCUGACGGUCAAAGUAGACGGACAGCCAACACCUGAUAUUAAGUGGACUAAAGACGGCAGUCCUGUCAAGACGUCCAGCAAUGUAGUGAUUGACCAAAACUCAGACGGAACCCAAUCGUUACGUAUACUCAGCGCAAAAGCCGAAGACUCUGGCGUUUAUAUGAUCCGAGCGACCAAUACUGGAGGUCAGACCACUUGCUCGACAGCAGUCAAAGUGAGUCCUCCGCAGACAGCGCCCAUCAUUGACAAGAAGUUACCAAAACGUGUAAGCAUUGAAUCGGGAGAACCUCUUGAAUUGGUUGCAAAAAUUAGUGGCGAACCCAUACCAGACGUCAAGUGGUCUAAAGAUGGCGUCGAUAUUAAAGAAUCCGAUAAUUUUAAAGUCGAAGUUAAAGCCGACGGAACCGUUACUCUUAGGAAAGAGUCAUCAGAACCGGAAGAUAAGGGGAAAUAUGAAUUGAUUGCAAACAACGCGAAAGGAAGUGUGAGUGCAGUCACUGAAGUGGAUGUAAAACCCGUUCAAUUCAAAGACAUUUUCAUCAAUAAAAUACCCCAAAGUCUUAACGUGUUUGAAGGACAGCCACUGCUGAUGGCGGCAAAAGUUGAGGGAAAGCCAGAGAUUGAAUGGACUAAAGACGGAAAACCAAUUAAGCCGUCGAGUGAUAUAAAGAUUGUCACCAAAGACGACGGAACUAUUGCAUUGAGUAUUGAGAGCGCAAAACCUCAACAUUCAGGACAUUAUGCGGUGAUCGCAAAGACACCAAAGGGUGAUGUGAUCUCAGCCAGUGAUGUCAAUGUAUUGAGCGGUGUCUUCAAAGCACCUAAAAUAGAGACACAAUUUCCUAAAACAGUAGACGUCUUGGAGGGAAAGCCAUUGAUCCUAACAGCAAAAGUCGAGGGCCAACCACUCGGAGACGUGAAAUGGCUUAAAGAUGACGUUCCUGUUAAACAGUCUGAUGGGUUCAAAGUUGAGAUAAACCCCGACGGAACUGUUAGCUUAAGUGUGGAUAAAGCGAGAACACAGGACUCCGGAAGAUAUACCCUUAUAGUGGAGAAUGAUUUGGGAGAAGUGAGGGCAGGCACUGAUGUGGACGUCCAGAAAGGACCCAUCAUUGCAGACAAAUUACCCGAAACUAUUGAAGUACUUAUUGGGAACCCGUUUAUCUUAAUUGCAAAAGUUGAUGGAAAUCCUUUGCCUAAAGUUGAGUGGACUAAGGAUGGAGUUCCUGUGAAAGCAACAGACGGCGUUAAUCUUGAGAUAAAACCUGACGGAACAGUAGCCCUAAGUGUAGAUAAAGCUAGAGUUGAAGACUCGGGUGAUUACGUAUUAAUCGCAAAGUCCUUAUCUGGAGACAUAAAGUCCGCCACUAAAGUGGACGUUCAAAAGGGACCCAUAAUUGUGGAUAAACUUCCCGAAUAUGUAGACGUAAUCGUCGGAAAAGCGUUGAGUUUAGCGGCGAAAAUUAUAGCCGACACUAAGCCUGACAUCAGUUGGACUAAAGAUGGUGUUCCCAUCCAAGCGAGUGAUAGCACAAGAUUUGAGACCAACCCCGACGGAAGCGUUGAACUAAAUAUCAGUAACGCUAAACCCAUCGAUACCGGAAAGUAUGCCAUCGUCGCGAAGACUGCUUCAGGAGAGGCUGUUUCAUGUAAGUUCAGGAAAGUUAUGUUUUGUGGUCUUUCGGGCGAUACUUCUUUAGACACCCCUCGAGACACGUUCUCCUCAUUUGUGUCUAUAUUUCUAUUGACAACUCUUUUACGCCGAUUGGAUUCAAGUGAUAGCACAAGAUUUGAGACCAACCCCGACGGAAGCGUUGAACUAAAUAUCAGUAACGCUAAGCCCAUCGAUACCGGAAAGUAUGCCAUCGUCGCGAAGACUGCUUCAGGAGAGGCUGUUUCAUGCAGUGAUGUUGACGUCCAGUCCGGACCCAUAUUUAGAGAACAAUUACCCGAAUCCGUGAAUGUUAUCGAAGGAAGACCUGUGAAUCUAUUCGCCAGAGUUGAUGGUAAUCCGUGGCCUCAAGUAGAGUGGAGUAAAGACGGCGUUUUGAUUGCUGCCAACGAUUCCACUAUUAUUAAGUGUAAACCAGACGGUGCCGUAUCCCUACUCAUUGAGAGCUCAACCCCAGACGACACCGGAAAGUACGCUGUGAUCGCUAAAAGUCCAACCGGUGAAGCCGUAUCUAUCAGUGACAUAGAAGUUAGAAAGGGUCCAAUUAUUAAAGAAAAGUUACCUCAAUAUGUAAACGUAUUGGAAGGACAACCACUGAUUCUAACGGCUAGAUCUGAAGGAAUAUCCAUCAAAAAUGUCAAGUGGGCUAAGGAUGGCGUUCCCAUUAAAGCCUCUGACAGUGUCAGAGUUGAGUCCAAGCCAGACGGACAUUUAGCUCUCAGCAUAGAUAACGCUCAGACAUCAGAUGCCGGCAAAUAUGAGUUAAUUAUCAAAACGCCAACUGAAGAGCUCAAGACGUCUAGUGAUGUGAAUGUCGUUAAAAGUGAUGAUAAAUCGCCUCAAUUGGUCACUAAAUUCCCUAAAGCUAUUGAUGUCAUUGAAGGAAAACCUUUGACUCUAACAGUUAAAGUAGAUGGAGAACCGAUGCCUGAAAUCAAAUGGCUUAAAGAUGACGUUCCCAUUCAAACCAAUGAUUGCAUCACAAUUGACACCAAACCCGACGGAACGGUAACAUUAAGUGUUGAUAACACUCGACCGCAAGAUUCGGGAAAAUAUAGUGUUGUGGCCACCAAUCCUUCGGGAGAGAUAAGGGCGUUGACUGAUGUGGUCGUCCAAAAAGGACCGGUAAUCGCACAAAAAUUGUUAGAAAGUGUAGUAGUGGUGGCUGGGAAUCCGCUGGUCUUACUUGCAAAAGUCGAAGGCUUGAAAGCGCCUACAUUUCAAUGGACUAAAGAUGGAGUUCCUGUUAAAGCUAAAGAUGGCAUUAAUAUUGAGACAAAACCGGACGGAAUUGUAGAGUUAAGUGUAGAUAAGGCUCGACUGCAAGACAUGGGUGAGUAUAGACUGACAGUGAAGGGGACGACUGGAGAUUUGGUUACGUCCAGUAAAGUGGACGUACAGAAGGGCCCCAUAAUUGUGGACAAACUUCCUGAAUAUGUGGACGUUAUGAUUGGAAAGCCUUUGACUCUUUCGGCCAAAGUUGACGGACAGCCCAUUCCUAUCGUUAAAUGGCUUAAAGACGGCAAUCGUAUCCAACCGUCAGAUUCAAUGAGAAUAGAGACCAAACCCGAUGGAAGUGUUGCUCUGAGUAUUGAUUGCAUACAAAGCGGGGAUUUAGGCAAAUAUACGAUAAUCGCCAAGAAUUGUGUCGGAGAAGCAGUCUCUGAGUGUGCUGUCGACGUCCAGACCGGACCUAUCAUUAGAGACAAACUCCCGGAGACGUUGAAUAUCAUUGAAGGACAUCCGUUCGAACUGAUCGCCAAAGUUGACGGAAAUCCUAUGCCUGAAGUAAAGUGGACUAAAGAUGGAGUUCCUGUUGAGCCGAUGGAAGGCAUUGAGAUUAGAUCCAAACCCGACGGAACUGUUUCACUAAACAUUGAUUGCGCACAAAAUGACGACUCCGGAAGAUAUGCCGUCAUAGCCAGGAGUCCAAGUGGGGAAGUGCUCUCAAAGAGUACGGUUGACGUCCAAAAGGGUCCUAUAAUUAAGGAAAAACUACCCGAAUAUGUAAACAUUAAUGAGGGACAGCCUUUGAGAUUGUUGGCUCGAGUUGAGGGCCAACCUAUUAAUGAUGUGAAAUGGACUAAGAAUGGUGUUCCCAUCGAAGCCGCUAAAGGCACAUCGUUUGAGACCAAACCAAAUGGUGACAUAAUUUUAGACAUUGAAAACACUCAACCGUCAGAUGCGGGCAAAUAUGUGCUAAUUAUCUCAACACCAAAUCAAGAUUUAAAAACAAUGAGUGAUGUGAAUGUCAUCAGAAAUAACUCAAAAGAACCGGAAAUUUUGAAUAAAUUCCCAGAAGUAUUGGAUGUGAUUGAAGGCAAACCAUUGUUAUUAAGCGCUAAGAUUGCUGCCGAACCCAAACCAACUAUUCAAUGGCUUAAAGAGGACAUACCUGUGGUCGCGGGUAAAGGUGUUAAAAUAGAGUCUAAACCGGACGGUACUGUAACCUUGCAUAUAGUCAACGCUCAGCCCCAAGACUCGGGUAAAUAUACUUUAAAAGUAGAGAAUCCUUUUGGAGAGGCGAAGGCUUCGAGUGAAGUGGACGUCCAGAAGGGUGGACCCAUCAUUGCCUGCAAUCUACCAGAAAGUGUAGACAUAGUGGUCGGCAAACCGUUGACUUUGGCCGCUAAAAUAGAUGGCGAACCAAAACCACAGGUCAAAUGGACUAAAGAUGGAGUUCCACUCACAGAGACUGAAGGCAUGACUAUUACCAGCAAACCCGACGGAACCGUUGAACUAAGUAUAGACAGAACUAAACCUGAAAAUACGGGUCAGUACGCAGUCGUGGCCUCAUCUCCAGCGGGCGAAGUCUCAUCCAUCAGUAAUGUUGAUGUUCUUAAGGGACCGUUAGUUUUGGUCAAACUUCCAGAAAGUUUAGAUAUAAUUGCAGGAAAGGCACUGAAUCUGAGGGCCAAAGUGGACGCACAGCAGUCGCCGUUAAUUAAGUGGACUAAAGAUGGUAUUCGUGUCGAACCCGACGAACACAUCCGCAUUGACUCCAAACCCGACGGAACUGUUUCUUUAGAUAUAGAUUGCGCUCAACUGAACGACACCGGAAAGUAUGCGGUGAUCGCCAAGACUAGAGAUGGAGAGGACGAGUCGUCCAGUAAUGUGUUUGUCCAGAAGGGACCGGUAGUUAUCGAGCCAUUGCCGGAAUCUGUUAGCAUAGUUGAAGGAAAACCACUGAAUUUGACGGCAAAAUUCGACGGCAAACCUAUGCCUGAAGUGCAGUGGUUUAGAGAUAACGUGCCGAUUAAGCCGACAAAAGGACUCGAGAUUAAGUCGAAACCCGACGGAACCACUUCUCUGAGCAUCGGUUCCGCUCAGGAGAAGGAUUCGGGCGAAUACGCGGUAAUCGCAAAAUCUCCGUCAGGAGAAGUCAUGUGUUUAUCAAAUAUUGAGGUUAAAAAAGGCCCCGUUUUUAAACAGAAGCUGCCCCGGGCUGUAGAGGUAGUUGCGGGUAAACCGCUUAAAUUAGUGGCCAAAAUAGACGGACUACCCCAACAACAACCCGUUCCACCGAUUGUCAAUUGGGUUAAAGACGGAUAUCCGGUUCGGUUUACGGAAAAAAUUAAGUUCGAGACCAAACCCACAGGACUCGUGUCGCUGAGUAUCGCGUCGACACUCCCGAAGGAUACCGGAAAAUACGCGGUCAUCGCAAAGACACCCGAAGGCGAGAUUGUGUCGACUUCUGUGGUAGCCGUCAAGAAUCUGCCAGUUUUUAUCGACUCAUUGCCGAAAACACUUGAUGUCGUGGAGGGAAAGCCGUUAAAAUUGUGCGCAAAAAUAGAGAACGACAGCAUUCCUCAAAUUGUAUGGACUAAAGACGGCGUUCCCAUUAAGCCAUCGGAUAGUGGAGUCCUCAUCAAAACAAAACCGGACGGAACUGUAAGUUUAGAGAUACUGAAAGCACAGUUAGGAGACAGCGGACAGUACUCAGUGGCUGUCAAAGCGCCCGAAGGAGAGAUCAAGAGCUCGUGUGAUGUAAGCGUCCAAAAGGGGCUCAUAAUUAUAGAUAAUUUGCCGCAUUCUGUGAGCGUAUGCGAAGGACGACCACUUCAUCUGAGUACUAGAAUUGAUGGUAAACCACUGCCAGAAGUGACAUGGAUUAAAGAUGGCGUCACUAUUAAGCCAGACUCUGAUGGCUUUGAGAUCAGGUCUAAACCCGACGGCACUUAUAUGUUGACCUUAGGUUCGGCUAAACCCACGGAUUCUGGAGAGUAUGUAAUGAUCGCCAGAAAUCUUAACGAAGAAGUGGUUGCCGUCACUAAUGUUGACGUCGAAAAAGGACCCGUUCUUCGCGAGAAACUACCAGAAAAAGUGAAUGUCGUUGAAGGAGAGCCAUUGGUGUUGAGCGCCAAGAUUGAGAGCGAGACUCCGCCUGAAAAGAUUAUAUGGACUAAGGAUGGCGUUCCUGUUAAGGCAUCCGACGCUAUUAAGUUAAAGACCAGACCUGAUGGCAGUGUAUGUCUGAGCAUCGAUUGCGCCAAACUAUCGGACGCCGGAAAGUACGCCGUUUUCGCGAAGAUCGGCAACAGAGGUGUCGGUUCUAUGAGUGUCGUCUCUGUAUCGAAAGCACCCGAAGAAAAGACACCGCAAGAAGAAGAGGUUCCCGAAGAGGACCAACAAUUGGAGUUCAGAGACAAACUUCCGAAAUCGUUAUCAGUAGUGGAGGGAAAUCCGCUGAAAUUGGUGGCAAAAAUCGCUCGACGAGGAGAACGCAUACCCGAAGUCAAGUGGACUAAGAAUGGCGUUCCGGUCGAGGAGUCAGAUCGCGUACGACGCGAAUGGACGCCAAACGGAACCGUUUCACUAAAGAUCGACAGCGCCUUGUUAUCAGACGCCGGAAGCUAUUCAUUGAGUUUCAAGACAUCCGACGGCAUGAAGAGCUGUGCCGUCGCUGUUCAGGUCUCACCCAAAUCAACUGUCGAUAGGCCGGUCUUCAUUAAAGGUUUGUCCAGAAUCUCUGCUGAAGAGGGAAAAUCCUGUCGACUCGAAGGUAAAGUCUCCGGAGAUAUCGAUUCAAUCAAUUGGUUCAGAAACGGAGAAAAAUUAUCAGCGAAUGAACACUUUGGGUUCGUUAAGGAAUCGGACGGUACUAUUGCUCUACUCAUUGAUUCCGUCAAAUCUGAUGAUUCGGGAGAAUAUUCUGUCGAUGUGUCCAAUAAGAGUGGAAAGGAUGAGAGCUCUGCUGUCCUUAAAGUCCUUCCAAAGGCCAAAGAAAAACCAAUAUUUUUGGAAGAAUUGAAACCAAUUAUUACCAACGAAGGCAACAAAUUAGUUCUUAAGGCUGUCUAUAAGUCAGACCUUCCGGUGACCGUUAAGUGGAUGAAAGAUGGUUUCGAUUUACAGUCCAAUAAUAGGAUCCAAAUAAGUGAAGGGACGGACGGAACGGUCACUUUGACCAUCGGAUCGGCACAACUGGACGAUAGCGGAAAAUAUACGAUUUCUGUGAUCAAUGACGAGGGAAGAGUGCGAAGUAGUGGUGCCGUCACUGUUGGCUCCAAAGGCGACAAUAAACCGCUUAUAACUGAAGGUCUCAUUCCAGUCACUCUUAUGGCCGGCGAGCUCGCGAAGCUGACAGUGAAGGCCACCGGAGAACCCAUUCCUGACAUUAGAUUCAUCAAAGAUGGCCAACAGGUAAUACCCAACGAUAGGGUGCAUAUCAAAGGUCAAGCCUAUGGUAAGACGGAACUGGUGUUCGAUGAGGUGAGGCCUGAAGAUGAGGGCAAUUAUACAGCCGUUGCAGUCAAUGACAGCGGAGAAGCCAGAAGUAGUGCUCCCGUUCUCGUCAACAGAUCGCCAAAGUUUGAGAAACCAUUGACUGAUACGACAGGAAUAGAAGGAUAUCCAGCAAAACUGGAGACUAAAGUGGACGGACGGCCUCAACCAGACAUCAAAUGGACAAAAGAUGGACAAACACUACGUCCAGACGGAACUCAUCUUAAACUGUAUGCGGGAGACGACGGCAUUCAUACUCUUUUAUUUGACAAGUGUUCACCAAAUGAUUCGGGAACGUAUGGUGUGAUUGCAAGCAACGAAUUCGGAAAAACUGAGACUUCGGCCCCGUUUUCAGUAAAAUCCAAAACAGAAGACAUGGGACCCGAUUGUGCGCCACUUUUUAUUGGUUCCUUACGAGACGUUGUGGUAAAUGAGGGACAAACCAUCGAUUUCUUUGCUCAAAUCAAAGCCAAUCCUAUCCCCGAUAUUAAAUGGUAUUUCGAAGGCCAAGAGAUCAGGACUUCUGCUAAGAUUCAAAUAUCUUUCGACGGAUCGAUGGCUCAGUUGAAGAUAACUAAAUGCGAGACAAAGCAUAAGGGCUUAUAUGAGCUGAAAAUCUCUAAUAGUUUAGGAGACUCGACCUCUAAAGCAAAGGCCGAUGUAAUGGGCAAAAGUGGACCCAAAUUUGUCCAAAAGUUUAGUGACUCAGAAGUGGGUCUCUCGGAGCCUUUGAAACUGGUUUGUCGAGUGAUUGGUUUCCCAGAACCAGAUAUAGAGUGGUAUUGUAAUGGAAAUCGUAUUGAAGCGGGAAUUCAUUACAGUAUUAUCAGAGAAGGAGACGUCUCUUCUCUUGUGAUCGUUCGGCCAACAGAUAAGAUGACCGGCGCUUAUGAAUGCAGAGCCACUAAUAUCUGCGGCACUGAUAGCUGUAAAGCGAACAUAACAUUCAUGGACACAGAGGCCAGAGGAGAGUCCGCCUCUUUCUUCAAGAAACUGUCAGAUUGUGAGGUUAGAGAGGGAAAGACAGCAAAGUUCACGGCUUGUGUGACCGGUUCACCAAAACCAGAGAUCAAAUGGUUUAAGAAUGGCGUUGAGUUCGACCCCUUGUCGUCGACAUCCAAAUACAAUGUCGAAUACUUGAGGAAUGGGUUGAUUCGGUUCGAGAUCUAUUCGGUGGAGGCGUCCGAUUUAGGCGAAUACCGGUGCCAUGCGAUGAAUACUCACGGCUACGACAACUCCAUCGCACACCUGAAGUUCGAGUGUAAGCCCUGUUUGAUGCCAUCAUUACUACUUGAGGCCAAUCAAAGAGCAAUCGCACAGUUAAUCCCAGAAUUACAACCCUUUCAUUAUGCGCUGUCAGCCCUCUGUCUGUUUGUGUCACUAAUUAUGUUUAUGAAGGCUUGCGGUCCCCCAGAGUUGCCGUGCGAUACAUCUCUCGACUCUAUUAGCGAAUUCAUAUUCAAAUGCAUUAGCGAGUCAUGCAAUCCUACCAGUCCUGCUACUCCUCCUAAAUAAUCACUAUCUAAUAAUUAUACUCAUUUUUUGCGGUAACGCCUCUUAAUAUGAAUGAGCGCUAACUUUCUCAUUGGUUUUUAAAUUACUUUCAUUUUAUAAAUCUAGUCAUUUUUGAGUAAUGCUUAGCUUCUGGCUACCCAUUCCUCCCGACCUAUUGUUGUCG
Molecule: messenger RNA, 14662 nt
Organism: Oppiella nova
Lineage: Eukaryota; Metazoa; Arthropoda; Arachnida; Sarcoptiformes; Oppiidae
Source: the annotation of a GenBank genome assembly